UUGAUCUGACUGACCUGUCCCUAGCCCCCAGAACAUCAUGCUUUCAACCAAGGAGAAGGCCAAGGGUCCAAAGGACAGCAUGACACUCCUGCCGUGUUUCUACUUUGUGGAGCUCCCCAUCGUUGCCUCCUCCAUUGUGACCCUUUACUUCCUGGAGCUGACCGACCUCUUCAAGCCAGCCAAGGUGGGCUUCCAGUGUUACGACCGGACCUUGUCCAUGCCCUAUGUGGAGACCAGUGAGGAACUCAUCCCACUGCUCAUGCUCCUAAGCCUGGCCUUUGCUGCCCCAGCUGCUUCUAUCAUGGUCGGGGAAGGCAUCGUGUACUGUCUCCAGUCCAAGCUGAAGGGCCGCACCAGCGCAGAGGGUAGCAUCAAUGCUGGGGGCUGCAACUUCAACUCUUUCCUUCGCCGGACUGUCCGCUUUGUAGGCGUCCAUGUAUUUGGCCUGUGUGCCACAGCUCUCGUCACUGACAUCAUCCAAUUGGCCACAGGCUACCACGCCCCCUUCUUCUUGACGGUCUGCAAGCCCAAUUAUACCUUGCUAGGCAUCUCCUGUGAUGCCAACCCUUACAUCACCCAAGACAUCUGUUCUGGCCAGGAUGCCCAUGCCAUCCUCUCUGCCAGGAAGACCUUCCCAUCCCAGCAUGCCACCCUUUCGGCUUUCGCAGCUGUCUAUGUGUCGGUGAGUGAGUCUCCUGGUAUCUGGGAUGUCAGCCUCGAUUCCCAUCCGCAUGAAGCCUCAUAUUCUCCCCCAGCACCCAUGUGCCCCUCUAUGUACUUUAACUCCAUCAUCUCAGAUAGCACCAAGCUGCUCAAACCUAUCCUGGUCUUUGCCUUUGCUAUUGCUGCGGGGGUCUGUGGACUUACCCAGAUCACACAGCACCGAAGCCACCCCAGUGAUGUCUACAGUGGCUUCCUCAUUGGCGCCGGCAUCGCUGCCUAUCUGGCCUGCCAUGCAGUGGGUAACUUCCGGGCCCCACUGGAGAAGCCCCCAGCCCCACCACCAGCCAAGGAUGCCCUACGGGCCCUGACCCAGAGAGGCCAUGACUCAGUCUACCACCAGAACAAGUCAGUCAGCACAGAUGAGCUGACACCGCAGACCCGACUAGAGGGCAUGCCUCGGCCUGUGCCACGAGAGAAGACGUCACUGGGCAGUCUCAAGCGAGCCAGUGUCGACGUAGACCUCCUGGCCCCUCGGAGCCCCAUGGGCAAAGAGAACAUGGUCACCUUCAGCAACACCCUGCCCCGGGUCAACACCCCGUCCCUGGAUGAUCCUGCCCGGCGCCACAUGACCAUCCACGUGCCCCUGGAUGCCUCCCGCUCCAAGCAGCUCAUCACUGAAUGGAAACAAAAGUCGCUGGAGGGGGCCCGGGCCCUGACUCUUGCUGAGGAGGUUGGACCAGGCCAUCUCCGAGGGGCUGCAGAGCCCAUGGCUGAGGAAGAAGAGGAAGAGGAGGAGGAGGAAGAAGAAGAAGAGGAAGAGGAAGAAGAUGGAGGCCCCAUCCCACCUUCCUUGUACCCGACUGUGCAGGCCCGGGCUGGGGCUGAGAGGGCAGGGCUAGGGCCCCGGGUACUACUACCGCCGCGGGCUGGUGCCCCCCCAUUAGUGCAUAUCCCUGAGGAGAGUCAGGCCACGGCCAGUAGCCCAGCAAGCGCCAGCCUCUCCCCCAAGAGCAGUUCAGCUGUGAGGGCCAAGUGGCUCAUGAUGGCCGAGAAAGGAGGGGCCUCUGUCACAGCCCCACCACGUGUGGCCAACCCACCUCGGCUCCUGCAGGUCAUUGCUAUGUCCAAGGCACCAGGCAUGGGGCCUGGGGGUCCGCCGGGUCCCAAGACAGCCGAAACAGCUUCAUCCUCGAGUGCCAGCUCUGACUCCUCCCAAUACCGCUCGCCCUCCGAGCGUGACAGCGGCAGCAUAGUCACCAUUGAUGCACAUGCCCCCCACCACCCCGUCGUGCACCUCUCAUCUGGCAAUGGGCCCUGGGAGUGGAAGGCAGCUACCGGGGCCAAAGGUGCUGAGCUUGGGAGCGACACCUAUGAGCUGGGGGAGCUGGCAGGCCGCGAUUACCGGGCUGGGGGCAGCUUCCGAGCCAGCAAGGCUCCUGGUGUUUCCCCCGGAUCUUCCAUCAGUGACAUGGACCAGGAUGAACCACCACGUUUCACCGGCGUGGCCACCGUCAACCUAGCCACAGGCGAGGGGAUGCCAACCCCAGGCGAAGGGGUGCUGGGACCCGCCAGCAGGGAAUCUACUCUUCGGCGCAAACCUGGCAGCCUAGCCCUGUCUGAAAGAGAUGGGCACGGAGAAGCUGAGGCUGAGAGUUACUACAAGAAGAUCCCAGCUGGCCGCCGGUUUAAGGACUAAGAACCUACCCUGGUGGCCCGGAUCCCAGCCGUCACUAUCCACUGGCUUGUUCUGUCUGGCCCAGGGAGACUCUGUCUCUUGGUGCUCAGGGCUCAGAGCCAGGCA
Molecule: messenger RNA, 2464 nt
Organism: Trichosurus vulpecula (common brushtail)
Lineage: Eukaryota; Metazoa; Chordata; Mammalia; Diprotodontia; Phalangeridae
Gene: PLPPR3
Product: phospholipid phosphatase related 3
Exons: 7
Coding region: 38-2359 (773 amino acids)
Biological process (GO): phospholipid dephosphorylation; signal transduction; phospholipid metabolic process
Molecular function (GO): phosphatidate phosphatase activity
Source: RefSeq, a predicted model, not a curated record